This is a messenger RNA of Humulus lupulus (European hop), 1247 nucleotides long. RefSeq names its product TOM1-like protein 6. Gene Ontology annotation, biological process: protein transport to vacuole involved in ubiquitin-dependent protein catabolic process via the multivesicular body sorting pathway. The coding region runs from base 293 to 688 and encodes 131 amino acids. NCBI's taxonomy places the organism in Eukaryota, Viridiplantae, Streptophyta, Magnoliopsida, Rosales, Cannabaceae. The record is from RefSeq and is a predicted model, not a curated record. The transcript is spliced from 5 exons. Gene Ontology annotation, molecular function: phosphatidylinositol binding; ubiquitin binding.
ACCAAAAUUUAGAUUGUGGUUUUGUAACCUUUGAGACAGUUUUUAAUUGUAUUAAUGUGCUGCUAGUUGGUAAGAUUAUAGGUUUUCAAUCCCCUACUCUUAAAUUUCCAAAAAAAUUAGGGUGGUUUCCUUUUUGAUUUGUAAGUUCUGGAAGACGAAUUCUGGGUUUGUUCUACAAUUGAAAUCAUAUUCAUUUUGUUCUUUGGUGGAAAACAGGAUUACGUGCCAACUGUUUUCGACAAUUUCAGUGCAAAUUACUCUGCUGCCUCAUGCACGAAAGUUAGGGGAAUGAAUGUUGCUGGUCCGAUUUUGGUUGCCACAAUGCAGGAAAGUUAGGGGAAUGAAUGUUGCUGGUUCGAUUCCAAAAGAGCUAUGGACUCUGACCUUCUUAAACUAUCUGAAUUUGGGCUACAAUUUCUUGACAGGCUCUCUUUCACCCCCUACUUCACAUCAGACCAUGGGUCGUCCUCAACCUGGAUAUGGACUGCCUAGCAAUGCUUCAAGAAGGCUUGAUGAAACUAUGGCUACAGAAAUUGAGAGUUUGAGCUUGUCAAGCAUGGAGGCUAUGCAGAAUGUUCUGGAACUCCUACGUGACAUGCUACAGGCAGUAAAUCCUGGUGAUUCUGCGGCUGUAAAAGAUGAAGUAAUAGUUGAGCUUGCCAUUCUGUUCAGGCUGAUGCACGUUUAAGAGAAGAGCUCAAAAAAGGAAAGUGGCUAUGGGGGAUUCCCGAGACAUUUUGCAUCUUAGAAAAGGCCUCCUGAAAGCAGUUUUGGGUCAUCUUGAGUGGCAGGUCUGUUUCUUGUUUUGUUAUGCCCGGGAUGGUUUUGAAGGGGUUGAGACACACACACAAUAAUUUUUUUUUAUACAUAACUAGAGAAAUAUAUGACAAGCAGUCCUUUCCAAAAGAAAAUAAAAAUACUAUUAUAAGUCUCUUAAAUCCAUCAAUGUAAAGAUUAGAUGAAACACUGUGAGUUCCAUUAAUAAAGAAAUUGUAGUUUGGAGUUUUGAUUGUUUAAUGGUAGUUUAUGCUGGUCAUUCUGAUUUACAUAUUGGUUAAUGUAGAGGACGAGCUGGAAAAACUUCUUUGCUCAUCUGGGUCCUAGAUUUCUUGUCUCUAUUGCAUAUAGUCUAGUAAAGCAUGCCACCCUGUAUGCACCAGUUUUUUCUGGCUGCAUACUUGAUAUUUCUUUCUGUAUGUAAUGAAUUAGAUGCUACUAUGAAUGACAUUGAUCCAAGGUAUUUGUAU